UUUGAUCUCAAGUUAAACAGAAAUAAGCAGUUAGAGUCUACCUAAACGAAACUGUAAAAGUUAAAAAAACAAACAUUAGCUAAUAAUAUUCCGCUAAUAUGAAUCUACUUAAAUGUGUGAGUCAUUUAACCAGUGUUAGAAAUUUUUCUGUGACAUCUAGUUUAAGUGAGAUACGUAAAAUGGCUAGAUUACGCGUUGUUGAUAAUAGCAACCUUGGAAAACAAGCUAUGCUUGAUGGAAAGCCGCCUAAAUGUAUACAUGUGUACAAUAAGACUCAUGUUGGUACAAUUGGAGACAAAAUCCUUGUCGCUAUUAAAGGUUUGAAGAAGAAAGCAUUCAUUGUUGGCGUAAGAAAACACCAAAAGCACAUGGUACCAAGACAUGAUUCAAAUAACAUAGUACUUUUAGACGACCAUGGCAAUCCACUUGGUACUAGAAUAUUAGUUCCCAUACCUAGUAUAUUAAGAGGGAGAGGAGAAUUUUCAAAAAUUAUCGCCUUAAGUUCAAGAUUUGUAUGAAAAAGAAAAUAUUGUACCUUAGUUAAAAUAUAUAUGUUUAUCUAUUAAA
This is a messenger RNA of Parasteatoda tepidariorum (common house spider), 567 nucleotides long. It is a transcript of the gene mRpL14, whose product is annotated as mitochondrial ribosomal protein L14. NCBI's taxonomy places the organism in Eukaryota, Metazoa, Arthropoda, Arachnida, Araneae, Theridiidae. Gene Ontology annotation, cellular component: ribosome; mitochondrion. Gene Ontology annotation, molecular function: structural constituent of ribosome. Gene Ontology annotation, biological process: translation. The record is from RefSeq and is a predicted model, not a curated record.